AUGUCCCAGGCUAUGACCCUCGAGCCCUCUCCGGUGGACCUGGACCGGACCAUGGCACCGUCAGAACACAACGGACUUGGCGCCGCAUACGACCACUACCGAUUUGACAACGCCCUGUCCUCCUCACAGACACCUGAUACACUAGACGCUUCAUCUGGUCCACCACCUCGGGCGACAGCAAUCACCCACCCGCAAGAACCAUUCGUCCAGCCUUUGUCACAUGGACAACCCGUCCACACUUACUCUCGUCCCGAGUCAGUAAAUCCCGCCGUCCUGCCACCGCCGCCACCACCACGCUCGUCGACGCCCCUUCAUAGCCCAAGGAGCACCAGGUCUCAGAGUCUAGCCGCUUCUCUUGGGAGCCAGUCACCCAUCCGGCGCAAGCCUCUGAGUCCCACGGCCUCGCCAUUGGCCGUUCGUUUCUCAUCUAGGAGCUACCACAUGAAGUCUCCUGACCUGCAGGAAGAGCCCGACUCUGGUUUCUAUUCCCUUGAUAGCCCGGACUUAUAUGACUUGGGCCCAGCAGAGGGCCCAGCUCCCGUAGCCUCGCUGCCCACGCCCCUCGAGUCUCUGUCCGAGGAAGAAUUCCUGGGCAGGUGGCCGACACCCCCGACCGGGCCUAUCACACCGGCCGCACUGGAGGUUCGAAACAUUCCAGACGUCAGCCCUGCACCACCUCAAACGGACGAUUUGACACAGCCCAAGCAACCAGCAAGUGCUUCAGACGUCACUCUGGCCACUCAGGGUCCGGACCAGCCCAACGCGGAACCGCCCAGUUCCAAUCAACAAAAUUCUAGCAGUAGCAUGUCUUUGUCGUCCCGGCCGCCUAUGCCCCCACAGCUCGAUCUUGAUUAUCGAAACUCAAUCUCGCAACAACAGCACACGGCCUCUCCGACUCUCGACAGACCACCAGACAGCGCAUCCAGUCACGCCAGCCACGCCAGUCUUAACAAACCAUUGCCAAAAUCGCCCCCAAGAUCACCAGUCGGCUCAUCAAAACUCAGCAACUUCUUCGGCUGGGGAGCACCAUCGCCGUCCGACACCGACCGGUCCAAGGACAAGAACUAUUCUCCGAUACCCUCGCCAGUGUCACCGAAGCGCAACGGAUAUUCCGAUGAAUCUCCAGUGUCGACAAGGGACCCAAAUUCUACGCAAGCACAUACACACGAGGGCAACGCCCUCGGAUACGUCGAGGCAUAUUUUCCCACACCACCGAAUUCCUAUACGCUGGUCUCACCGGUUGUCGAAAUCGAGGAGAUGGAGGAUGAGCUGAAAGCCAUCAGCGCCGAAUUGGCCUCGUCCAUUCGGCGCGAGAUGGACCUAGAAGACCUGGUCGACAGGUUACAAUCGGAGAUUGCCAACCCGCAAGCACCUGGGAAGAGGACCAGUGAUUACUUCUCAGACUCGGGUUACAGCACGGCCAAGUCCGGCGAGUUCGAGAAUCCCAAGGACGAGAUCUCGACCAUCCAGCGAAAAGCAGAGCAGGAGAAGGCGCAGCUCCGGCUCGAACUUACGACCAAGCUUCAGGAGGAAAGGGGCCGCCGCAAUGCGCUCGACCAACAAAUCAAGGAGCUUGCCGACAAGGCCUCGCAAGCCGAUGCCGCGCAGAUGACCAGCAAGGACGCCGACGCCAGGGUCAAGGAGCUGGAAAAGUCGUGCGAGGACCUCCGUCGCAGACUAUCUGAGGAGCGGCAAGUCAAGGAUAACUUCGAGGACCUUCUCACCGCGCUCAAGGGCGAACUGCAGAAUGCUGCACUGGAGCGAGACAACCUCCGUGACGAGGUUGUCCCACAACUGCGAGCACGCGUCGAGGGUCUCGAAGCGCAGCAGGCUGACAGCGAGAAGCUGGCCUACGAGACAACGAAACUACAGCAAGAGCUGCAGGAUAUCAAGGAUUCCAAGGCAAAGCACGACACGCUUGCACGGCUGAGGUCAAGCUCCGUCACAGGCCAGUCGUUCAAGCUCAGCCGUCCACCAUCUGGGCUCCACUCCAGCGGGCUCGGCAGGUCCAAUACCGUUAAGGGCGGCCACGUCGAGUCCAGAGACGUCUUAUCCGAGCGCCUGAAGGACGUCGAGGCCCAAAGAGACGCCCUUCACAGUGCUUUGAAGAAUCUGCUCGACAGGCAGGACUUUCAAAACCGGGAGAACGAGAAGAAGAUCAAACUGUUAGAAGUCGAGCGUGAUCGACUCUUGUCAGCAUCGCCCAGGAAAGCCGGUUUCGAUAGGGAGGUCUCAACCCUGCGCGAGGAGGUGAACAUAUUGCGGCGACGCGCCGAGGAAGCCAUUGAGCAGAAGUGGCAGGUCGAGAAAGGUCUGAUAGGAUUGAAGAGCGAUCUCGACAGGGCUGAAGAGGAGAUUACCUCGCUGAGGGCGCUACUGAGCGAGAAGGACAUCCUGAUACCGGACUCUUUCUCCCGUUACAGCAACAACUCGGCCACAGGCGCCCCGGGACUGCCAGCUACAUCGUCAUCACUGGAGAAGGCAUACGAAGACCUGCAGAAGUCAUACAAGGAAGCACUUGAGCGCAUCAAGGACCUUGAGAUUGGUGGCACCAGUGCUUCCCAGGACGAGAGGACCAGGCUCGCCAUGGAACGGCUUGAGCAGUCACUUGCAUCCGCCGUUCACGACCGCGACGACGCUCGUCAGGAAUCAGCGUCGCUGCAGAGCCAAGUCGACAGGCUACAGCAAUCCGAGAAGGACCACUUGGAAGGCGAGCGCGACCUGGCGGACCAACUCCGGGACUCGGCCAACAGGGUUGAGGAGCUCACACAGCAGGUCCGCGCUCAACUAGCCAUCAACGCCUCCCUGCGAAGCCGACUUUCCGAGACUGUCGCCAGGGGUGAGGCUGGCCAGAGGGCCAACAAGGAGCGGCUUGCCAGCAUGCAGAACCGCAUGCGGCAACUCGAAGAGCAGGUCGUUGCGGCGCAGACGGCCGCCGAGGAUCGUGUCAACCGCCACGAGGAGGAGAUUGGCAGGCUGCGGGAGUCGACCAGCGCCAACCUGCACCGGCUGCGCGACAGCAACACUGGAUUGCGAUCGCCCCGCCUGUUCCCUCCAAAGUCGCCCGUGUCGCCUCUCCUGUCACCAAACUCUGGUGGGAGAUUCCCCCGGAUGCUCAGCUCUCACUCCCGGAAGAGCUCGCGAAACCGCCCAUCCAGCUCAGGGAACGGCGAGGAGGAGGAGGAUACCUCUCAGGUCGAGACGCUGAAGGCCCGGGUGGCCGAGCUCGAGAAGUCUCUGGUCACUGCCGACUUUGAGAUGCAGGAAGUCGUGGGUAGGAUGAACACGGCUCAGAUCGAGGUCAUGACUCUCCAGGAGGAGAGGGAGACGGCCGCCCGCGAAACCAAGAAGCUCCAGAAGCUCCUCGAGGCCGAGAAGGUCAACGCCUUCCAGCAGCGCUUCAACACCAUCACCAACUAA
Diaporthe citri is the source of this 3420-nucleotide messenger RNA. RefSeq lists its product as uncharacterized. The transcript is spliced from 2 exons. The record is from RefSeq and is a predicted model, not a curated record. Lineage: Eukaryota; Fungi; Ascomycota; Sordariomycetes; Diaporthales; Diaporthaceae. Bases 1 to 3420 code for a protein of 1139 amino acids.